AUGGGCUCCACUCAUCACAGAACCCCGGGGGGGCUCCAGCCCCAAGGUGCAGCAGCAGCAGCUGCAGCAGCAGCAGCAGCAGCAGCUCGGGUGCUCGGGCUGAUCGGUGAAGAUGCCACAAGAGCAGCGUUGCUGCCCCCCACAGGCUGGGUGAGGCCUCUGCCGCAGGAGUUGGAGUUUGUUGAGGCUGACGUCCGUACAGCCGGCGAGCUGGAGCAGCAGCUGCAAACAGCUCUGCAGCAGCUCAUAAGAAACCGCUAUAGCAGCAGCAGCAACAGCAGCAACAGCAGCAGCAGCAUCCAUGCAGGAUCAGGGGCCUUCUUGGGGGGCCCCGGUGCUGCGAGGAGUUCAACAACGUGUUCAUGGGGAGCAGCAUCAGGACUUGGUUGCGAAGCAAAUGCAAGUGAUGAAGCUGUGCAGUGCAUAGCGUUUGCAGAGGAGCCUGUGGCUGGGGUGUAUGCGGCAGCAGCAGCAGCAGCAGCAUCCAUGCAGGAUCAGGGGCCUUCUUGGGGGGACCCGGUGCGGCGAGGAGUUCAACAACGUGUUCAUGGGGAGCAGCAUCAGGACUUGGUUGCGAAACAAAUGCAAGUGAUGAAGCUGUGCAGUGCAUAG
Eimeria mitis is the source of this 612-nucleotide messenger RNA. RefSeq lists its product as uncharacterized. The transcript has 4 exons. Bases 1 to 612 code for a protein of 203 amino acids. The record is from RefSeq and is a predicted model, not a curated record. NCBI's taxonomy places the organism in Eukaryota, Apicomplexa, Conoidasida, Eucoccidiorida, Eimeriidae.